Molecule: messenger RNA, 678 nt
Organism: Hansenula ciferrii
Lineage: Eukaryota; Fungi; Ascomycota; Saccharomycetes; Phaffomycetales; Wickerhamomycetaceae
Product: SMI1/KNR4 family protein
Exons: 1
Coding region: 1-678 (225 amino acids)
Source: RefSeq, a predicted model, not a curated record
AUGGUAUCUGAGGUUGAAGAAAGCAUAAAUGCUAUCAAGACACUCAUUGGUGAAAAAUUCCCAAAUUUGAGAAACAUUUUCCAAGAAGGUAUACCAUCAUCAGAAAUCAAUGAUUUUGAAUCAGAAUACAAUAUCAAACUUCCAAAAGAUGUUGUAAAAUAUUUACAACUAGUCAAUGGCGAAUCGCCUUAUGAAGAACAAAAUCAAUUCAUGAUUGGGGUAUUCUUAGGACUAGAAAUGUUAUCAUUAGAUGAAAUCAAACGUGAAAUGAAUGUAUGGAAACAAGUUGUCGAUGAAAAUCCAGACUUUGAAGAAAUGGAACUUGAAACUUAUCCAAAAGGUUUUGUCUCUCCAGUUUACUGUGAUGCUAAUAACUGGAUUGGAUUAACUACUGAUGGGAGUGGGAAUAGCAUAGGUAUUGAUCUUAAUCCUGGUCCUCAAGGUAAAAUUGGUCAAGUUAUAGUAUGGGGUAGAGAUUAUAUGGAUGAACGUAUUGUAUUGUUUGAUACUUGGUCUUGUUUUUUGGAAAAAGUGGUUAAAGAUUUACAAAAUGAUAAAAUUUAUAAAAUUGAAGAUAAUGCUUUUGAAAUGUUGGAUGGUGAAAAUGAUGAAAUUUAUGGUAAUUAUAUGGAUUAUUUAUUCGAAACAACUUUGAAAAGGCUUAGAUCAGGCAAAUAA